AUGUCAAGCACCGCAUCGCGCACUACUCAGGCCAAUCCUACUGGUUCUGGUAGGGCCACUGAGGGGGGUAGAGGUCGUUCCUAUAGAAGGCCAGCGAGUCACAGACGUUCGCGCUCUGGAUGCUACACUUGUCGUCUUCGAAGAAAGAAGUGUGACGAGACCCAUCCAGUCUGCGGAUCCUGUGGUAGCUUGAGGCUUAACUGCGAGUACAACAAGCCAGAGUGGUGGCCCGAUAUGGACCAUCGACAGGUUGAGAGGGACCGUAUCAAGGAGAUGAUUAGGGAGACCAAAGUCAUGGAGAAGCAAGCCAGGCUGCAAGGCGAGUUGGACAGACUUGUUCCAAGGGGUGCCCCCAAGUACGACUUCAACACGCCCCCGGAGUACGGCAGCUCAAGUGCUGGACCUUCUACUCAGCCCAUGCCUACCUUGCCUUCUCCAAGUCAAAUGUUGUCUAGCAUGCCUCCACCCCCUAGUCAGCCUAUGCCUUGCGUGCCUCCCCAAGUGACUACUUCUGUCUCAUAUCCGCAUGGGAUCAAUGUUCAAACUGAACAAAGGACUUUGGUUCACGAUAGUGCUGCUCCCGCUUCAUUCAAUACCAUGGCACCGCAGCAGCCAUACGCGCAGCAGCCAUAUGUGCAGCAACCCAACAUGCAACCGCAAUAUGCACAGCAGCCGUAUGCGCAGCAGACCAAUGUACCGCAAUUCAACAUGCAGCAGCCAUACACACAACAGCCAUAUGUGCAGCAGUCCUACACGACGUACCCCGCUAUGCCAGGCAACGGAUGGUACCCAGGUUAUACCCAGCAACCACAGUUCCCCAAUGUUCCUAAUACAAGGGAAUCGGGUUCAAACAAGAGACCAUUGUCCUGCUAUCUCCCCGCUACUGUACAUGAUAUUGAUCCCCGGGAAAGGCGGCUUGUGUUCCACUUCGUCGAUAACGUCUUGCCGGCGAUCUUUCCUGUUCUUGACGUCCACCAGAAGGGCGUUUCUCGCUUCCGUGAGAUUCUCAAAUCCUUGGAAAAUAACAAGUCUUACUACCAUUGCUCCCUUAGUGUGUCUGCCAUUCAGCUGAAGGGCAUGCUCGGAAUGAAUAAGGAGGAGAUGGAGAAUGAUGUUGUGCACCAUCGGUUCCAGGCAAUUUCGCAUCUCUGCCAGUCGUUGAAUGUGGACCAUGGCCACGAUACUAUGUUGGAUGCAACACUCGCGAUGAUCUUCUUCCACGCCUCUGUUGGUGGACCCCUUGACCACCUGCCAGACAUUCCAUGGAACGAGCACUUUGGCGCAGUAACCAACCUUGCCAACAAGCUUAAUCUCAUAGAGGCUCGUCCAAACAGGAAGCUUCCAUUCAGAAUGUCACUCACCACAUGGAUUGAUAUUUUGGGAGCUACCAUGCUGGGCAAAUCCCCUCAGUUUGCACACGCCUACCGCACCAAGCAUUUGAAUGGAAUCUCGUCCGGUUUGAAGGAGUUAAUGGGCUGUGAAGAUCGGGUCAUGUACUUGAUCUCUGAAAUAGGCUGCCUGGACUCACUGAAGUCAGAGGGCCGUCUCGAUACUCAUGGUAUCAAUCACCACCUUUCCGCGUUGACCACACAGCUUGACCGUCUUGAGCCUACCGAUCGAACUCUGGAUGAUCCUUAUUCCGCGACAGGAGAAAUCAAUGCUGGUAUUUUAACGAAGAACAUUACUGCUGCAUUCCGUGUCGCCGCCCGGAUCUAUCUCUACAGCUUGACACCCGGGUUUGAUCGCAAACAGGAAAGCAUCGUCAGCUUGGUUGAGCACUUCUCAAGCGUCCUACGCUUUAUCCCAACCGGCCCUUAUGGCUUCGAUCGGGCACUCGUCUGGCCGCUCUUGAUAGUAGGAGUAUACUCCACUGAAAGAUGUGCUUUCCGUGGCAUUUUGGCCCAGCGUUCUACGGCUCUGGGAGACGCAGCCGACACCGGCAGCUACGGCCGAAUGUACCGACUCCUGAAGGAGGUUUGGAGAGUCACGGAUGAGCCGCUGACAUUUGCCACUUCUACCGACGGGAUGAUCUUCCCUUCAGAAAGAUUGAACGGCGAAUCUUCGCGAAUGUCUGCUCCCAUCAACAGAACAAUUGGACAGCCGCUCAAAAAGCGAACCGGCCACUGGCGGGCUGUCAUGAAGCGUCUCGGAUGGCGCUUUCUCCUUGUCUAG
This is a messenger RNA of Aspergillus nomiae NRRL 13137, 2172 nucleotides long. Its product is annotated as Zn(II)2Cys6 transcription factor. Bases 1 to 2172 code for a protein of 723 amino acids. Gene Ontology annotation, cellular component: nucleus. Gene Ontology annotation, molecular function: DNA-binding transcription factor activity, RNA polymerase II-specific; transcription cis-regulatory region binding; zinc ion binding. NCBI's taxonomy places the organism in Eukaryota, Fungi, Ascomycota, Eurotiomycetes, Eurotiales, Aspergillaceae. The transcript is spliced from 3 exons. The record is from RefSeq and is a predicted model, not a curated record. Gene Ontology annotation, biological process: positive regulation of transcription by RNA polymerase II.